UAACUUUUUUUAAAGAAGGUUCAUGAGUAUAUUUUAAAUUCGCAUAAAUUUAAGUUUAGGUGACUGUAGUUUAGGUAGAGAUCGCUGAUGUUAUGAAUGCGUCAGAGACUACUAUACUAUAGCGCGCGAAAAUUGAGUAGUUGGUAGAGUGUAUGCUCAUUUACUUGUAGGUUAGAGUCGUGGCUAUUAGUCAUUAAACUGUUUAUCUAGUUAUCAUGAAUGAAGAAGAGUUUCAGGAAAUAACGUGUGCUGAAGAUUUUGGGCAAUCAUUUUUGAACUCUGACAACAGCGAGAAUUUGACCUUGUGUUCAAAUGUUCCUGCUCUGUGCACAGAAGAACCAUGUAUUCUCGGCGUUGAUGAAGCUGGCAGGGGACCUGUUCUUGGUCCCAUGGUAUAUGGUGUCAGCUAUUGCCCAAAGAGCAAACAAGACAUUUUGAAUGAUCUAGGAUGUGCUGACUCCAAAAGUCUUACAGAAGAAAAAAGAGAAGAUAUUUUUAAAAAAAUUUGCAGUGAACGCGAUACCAUUGGCUGGAUUGUUGAAGCUAUAUCACCAAAAACUAUCUGCAAUAAUAUGCUUAAGAGGCAAAAGUAUUCUUUAAAUCAGAUUGCUCAAGAUUCAACAGUGCAUCUCAUAAACAGUGCGUGUGCAAAAGGUGUUAGAAUUGCAGAAGUGUAUGUUGACACAGUUGGAAUGCCAGAAAAGUACCAGGCAAAGCUUUCUGCUAUAUUUCCUGAACUUAAGAUCACUGUGGCAAAGAAGGCUGACGCUACAUAUCCUAUUGUUAGUGCUGCUAGCAUAUGUGCUAAAGUUUCUAGAGACCGGGCACUUUCAGUAUGGAAGUUCACAGAAGGGUUGGAACUAACAGCUAAAGAAUUUGGAAGUGGAUACCCCAAUGACCCAGUAACUAAAAAGUUUUUAAUAGAGAACAUUGACCCGGUAUUUGGAUUUCCACAACUUGUUAGAUUUAGCUGGUCGACUGCAGAUAAAAUAUUGCAAGAAAAUGCUGUGCAAGUUGAGUGGGAAGAAGAAGAUGACAAUGCUGAAGCAGACAAAUCAAAUACAAGCAUUACUUCAUUUUUCCAAGUUGAGAAGAAAAAGAAGAGAUCUAAACAUCCAUUUUUUGUACAUAGAAAUCUCUCAAAUCUUGAAACGAUGUGAUUAAAAGUGUAUCACAUAA
This is a messenger RNA of Schistocerca gregaria, 1179 nucleotides long. Its product is annotated as ribonuclease H2 subunit A. The coding region runs from base 216 to 1160 and encodes 314 amino acids. Gene Ontology annotation, cellular component: ribonuclease H2 complex. The record is from RefSeq and is a predicted model, not a curated record. Gene Ontology annotation, biological process: DNA replication, removal of RNA primer; mismatch repair. Gene Ontology annotation, molecular function: RNA binding; RNA-DNA hybrid ribonuclease activity. The transcript has 6 exons. NCBI's taxonomy places the organism in Eukaryota, Metazoa, Arthropoda, Insecta, Orthoptera, Acrididae.